GGCAGGGGGCAGCGCCCCCGCGUGCCCACUGCUCCUGGCCGACAAGAGCCCGCCAGGCCUGAAGGGCAAGGAGCCCGUGGUGUACCCCUGGAUGAAGAAGAUCCAUGUCAGCGCCGCAAUUCUGAAAGGCAUUCUCUGGGAAAAGUCUAUGGAGAAGCGAGGGAUCUUCUUGCAAAUAAUGUGGUCUCGGGCAAAGACUCAGCAUCUUCACUGUCUGCUCAAAAAAUGCCUGGAUUCUUGGUGGAAAUUGAAUGUCAAGCUGCAAAACCUCAAAUGGCAGAUUAUCAUCACUUAAGAGUGCCUGGACACCGGAAACAGCGGUUCCCUGAGCUCCCAGAGCUGGAGACACUCUCUGGUUCAGUCUUCGACAUCUUUCGAGGUCUGCGCGGGGCAGCCAUUGGCGGCGGAGCGUCACGUGACCGCGGGGGCGUGCCAAUGUGCGCCCUCACGGGUGUCAAGUCCCUGUCAGAGUGUGCGAUCAAGAUCCUGAAACAACGCGAUGCAAAAAGCGACCUACUACGACAGCUCGGCGAUCUACGGUGGCUACCCUUACCAGGCAGCCAAUGGGUUCGGUUAUGAUGCCAGUCAGCAGCCGUACCCGGCGUCUGCGGCAAUGGGCGCUGAUGGCGAGUACCACCGACCGGCCUGUUCACUCCAGUCGCCUACGAAUGCCAGGGUCCACCCGAAGGCGCACGAGCUGAGCGAGGCGUGUCUGCGCACCCUGAGCGGUCCUCCCAGCCAGCCCCCAGGCCUGGGCGAGCCGCCCCUGGCCCCACCGCCACCCCAGGCCGCUCCCCCUGCCCCACAGCAGCCUCAACCCCCUCCGCAGCCCCCUGCGCCCACCCCUGCUGCGCCCCCGCCCCCCUCAUCAGUCUCCCCACCUCAGAAUGCCAGCAGCAACCCCACCCCUGCCAGCGCAGCCAAGAGCCCUCUACUCAACUCGCCCACCGUGGCCAAACAAAUCUUCCCCUGGAUGAAAGAGUCUCGGCAAAACACUAAGCAGAAAACCAGCGGCUCCAGCUCAGGGGAGAGCUGUGCAGGCGACAAGAGCCCACCUGGGCAGGCGUCGUCCAAGAGGGCGCGCACGGCCUACACGAGCGCGCAGCUGGUGGAGCUAGAGAAGGAAUUUCACUUCAACCGCUACCUGUGCCGGCCCCGCCGGGUAGAGAUGGCCAACUUGCUGAACCUCACCGAGCGCCAGAUCAAGAUCUGGUUCCAGAAUCGCCGAAUGAAGUACAAGAAGGAUCAGAAGGGCAAGGGCAUGCUGACGUCUUCAGGGGGACAGUCCCCAAGUCGCAGUCCUGUGCCCCCUGGAGCGGGCGGCUAUCUGAACUCUAUGCAUUCGCUGGUUAAUAGCGUCCCUUAUGAGCCUCAGUCGCCCCCGCCUUUCUCCAAGCCCCCCCAGGGCGCCUAUGGGCUGCCCCCGGCCUCCUACCCCGCACCCUUGCCCAGCUGUGCACCCCCGCCGCCCCCACAGAAGCGCUACACGGCGGCGGGGGCGGGCGCCGGGGGCACACCCGACUAUGAUCCGCAUGGGCAUGGCCUGCAGGGCAACGGCAGCUAUGGGACCCCACACUUACAGGGAAGCCCCGUCUUCGUGGGGGGCAGCUAUGUGGAGCCCAUGAGCAACUCUGGCCCACCCCUCUUUGGCCUAACUCACCUACCCCACGCCGCCUCGGCUGCCAUGGACUACGGGGGCGCUGGGCCGCUGGGCAGCGGCCACCAUCACGGGCCCGGGCCAGGGGAGCCGCACCCCACCUACACGGACCUUACCGCCCACCAUCCUUCUCAGGGAAGAAUUCAGGAAGCCCCCAAGCUCACCCAUCUGUGAUGGUGGGCUCAGGGCUGCGCGCCAGGAGACUGCCCCCGCCCCCACCACUUUUCUUUUUCAUUUGCUUUUUCUGUUAUGUUUUGUUUAAGGUUUUUCCUGCCCCUCCCUUUUCUCUCUCCUCCAUUCCCCAUUCUCUCCCUCUCCCCUCCCCCGUUUUGUUUUCUUUGGUAUCACGUUUUUAUAGUUUAUGUGACGUAGCAAUCUUGGUUGCUGGAAUGGCUGUCUGUAUCGGUAGCGAUAUUUAUCUUCUCCCGCCCCUCGCUCGGCCGCUGGCCCUGCACCCUUUACCUUCUCUACUCUUUGAUCAGAAACAGGGUAUAUGAACAGAUUUUCUAGCCGAGUUCUCCAAUGUGAAUUUGUUCGUACAUUAUGGCUCCCGAGGGGAAGCGAUUACUUUUUUUUUAAUUUUUAGUUUUUUUAAAAAUUGCACUUCUUGUAAAGAGCGAGAAAAAAAAAAUCAAAGGCGCUUUGAAACAGGGGCUCCCUGUGCAAGGAUGACUAAGUGUACGUCUUUCCGUGUGUGUAUGCUGGUGAACAGUCAGAUUUAUUUAUAUUUUUUUUGCAAGCAUUGAAUAAUCUAAGUUUUAAAUAUUAUUUAUCCCCAUCCGCUCGUAUUUAUAUUAAAGAAAUUCUGUACCCUGAUUGUUCAGAAGGUUUCUUGGGCCUUUUGUUCAACGGUGUAUUGGCGUACAUAGAAAAAAUUUUAUUUGAAAGGGAAAUAUAAUUCCUUUAUAAAAACGGUAAUGAUGCAAUAAUACCAGAGAGGAUCCAGCUUUUGAAAACAGUGAUUUAGGUUUGUAACAUCAGGCAAAACUGAAAAAAACAAUCUGUAAACGCGAAAAAUGCUAGAUUUGUUUUGAGAGUUCUACAUUCCUUGCUGCUCACAUU
Molecule: messenger RNA, 2719 nt
Organism: Vicugna pacos (alpaca)
Lineage: Eukaryota; Metazoa; Chordata; Mammalia; Artiodactyla; Camelidae
Gene: HOXA3
Product: homeobox A3
Biological process (GO): anterior/posterior pattern specification; embryonic skeletal system morphogenesis; regulation of transcription by RNA polymerase II
Cellular component (GO): nucleus
Molecular function (GO): RNA polymerase II cis-regulatory region sequence-specific DNA binding; DNA-binding transcription factor activity, RNA polymerase II-specific
Source: RefSeq, a predicted model, not a curated record